GGCGGCCGCUUUGGUGAGGAGAUACCCACAGCCAAUAAAGAGUGACAAAGUCUGGAGACAGCAUGUCAGUCCCACCUCCAUUUGCAGCUCUUUAACUUUCUCCUUCCCAAAAGUCCAGGCUCCAUCUCCGAGCCCCUACUGCCACUCCCAGGAGUCCGACCUAUUGCGGCUCCGCUAGGGCCCGGCCUCCCGCCGCUUCCUGCGCCUCUUCCCAUCUCCUCUGCGCCUGCGCGACCGGAAAAUUCGCGAAGGUUCUUGAAACGGAACAAGUCAUUUCCGGAAGCCGGCAGCCGCUUCAGCCAUCAGACCGUGCUUGAGACAGGAGAGUGGUGAACGCAUCGUUUUGCGUUUCCCGGUGUCUGGGCCUUGCCUGUCUGCAACGGUGGGAAAAGAAAAUGGCCUUGCUGUGCUACAACCGGGGCUGCGGGCAGCGCUUCGAUCCCGAGACCAAUUCCGAUGAUGCUUGCACGUACCACCCAGGUGUUCCAGUCUUUCAUGAUGCAUUAAAGGGUUGGUCUUGCUGUAAGAGAAGAACAACUGAUUUUAGUGAUUUCUUAAGCAUUGUAGGCUGUACAAAAGGUAGACAUAACAGUGAGAAGCCACCUGAGGCAGUCAAACCUGAAGUCAAGACUUCUGAGAAGAAAGAACUAUCUGAAUUGAAACCUAAAUUUCAGGAGCACAUCAUUCAAGCCCCCAAACCAGUAGAAGCAAUAAAAAGGCCGAGCCCAGAUGAACCAAUGACAAAUUUGGAAUUAAAAAUAUCUGCCUCCCUAAAACAAGCACUUGAUAAACUUAAACUGUCAUCAGGGAAUGAAGAAGAUAAGAAAGAAGAAGAUAAUGAUGAAAUUAAGAUUGGGACUUCAUGUAAAAAUGGAGGGUGUUCAAAGACAUAUCAGGGUGUACACAGUCUAGAAGAAGUCUGUGUAUAUCAUUCUGGAGUACCUAUUUUCCAUGAGGGGAUGAAAUACUGGAGCUGUUGUAGAAGAAAAACUUCUGAUUUUAAUACAUUCUUAGCCCAAGAGGGUUGUACAACAGGGAAACACAUGUGGACUAAAAAGGAUGCUGGGAAAAAAGUUGUUCCAUGUAGGCAUGACUGGCAUCAGACCGGGGGUGAAGUCACCAUUUCAGUAUAUGCUAAAAAUUCACUUCCAGAACUUAGUCGAGUAGAAGCAAAUAGUACAUUGUUAAAUGUGCACAUUGUAUUUGAAAGAGAGAAGGAAUUUCAUCAAAAUGUGAAAUUAUGGGGUGUAAUUGAUGUAAAGCGAAGUUAUGUAACUAUGACUGCAACAAAGAUUGAGAUCACCAUGAGAAAAGCUGAACCUAUGCAAUGGGCAAGCCUUGAACUGCCUGCAACCAAAAAGCAGGAAAAACAAAAAGAUAUAGCAGAUUGAGUGAGAGGGGGGAAUGCUAUUACCUAUUUCAAAAUUCUUAAUGUAUGAUGAAAUGGUGGCUUGCUGCUGUAAUCUUGUUUUGUUCUUGUGUUGUUGCUAAAUCUGGCAUUUCAGGGUCAAGAUCAGGUUUUUAAAAACCAAAGUCAGUUUAUUUUUUUGUGCCUCCCGUCUUCCUUUUUACUUACAUAAGAUUGAUUAUUCAUGUCUCCUCACUGAUAGAACCGUAGUUUGUCUUGUACUUGAGGAAGCUGGAAAAUAGCUCAUAAACAUAAUUGCAGUAUUUCUUAGUAUAAUACUGUGUUAAGCAGAGAAAUAUUAAGGACCAUUUUUUUCAAAUCUCUGUUAGCCCAUAAUUAGUAAAAGCAAGGUGACAUGUCAAAUUUUUAAUCAGUUUUUUCAUGGAUUUGUGUUCCUAUAAUACUUGAAAACACCUAAGGAAGAGAUGAAGCUCUGCAUUGUUUUUUUCCAUGUGGCAUGAUUACUUUUUUUUAGGAGAAUUAAUUCUGUGGUAGUAUAUAGUAAGUAGUUAAAGGGGGAUAUAUGCAUUGGUUAACAAUUGAGAAUUUGUUUACAACUAAUUUAAUUUAAAAAUUACAUCAAAACUUGAAUUACUUGCCAAGCAUUAUGAUUUAAGAGUAUAGGAAAUAUAAAUACAAGUACUGGGGCAUCAAUUUGGUUAAAAUUCACCAUUUUAUAAGACUAAGCAAUAAUGUUAAAAAUCUUUUCUGAUUAUUUAAGUGUCUGUGUAUGGUGUAUGACUAAAUUGUACCUGAUUUACAGAUUAAACCCUCUAAAAACUUUUAGAUCCAUAUAAAAAGAAAUUAUAUAUAUCUCAGCUCCCUGAUGGAAAGCUGUAUCUGUAAAAUUAUAGACUUAAAGGUUUGUGGAAAUACAUUAAGGGAUGAGAAAACUAAAUAUACAAACUUACUUUACGACAGCUGUCUACUAUAUGUUAAAUAAAACAGCUUAAUUCUUUUGGAAUUUUUUUUUUCUUUAAGGUUUUCAUGAAGAGCUUCACAAUUAUAGUGAUACAACGUUGAUUAUAUAUUGUAUUUUAUUUAUUAAAUAUAGGUAACAUGGAAUUAGAUUGUUUAUGCUAAUUGGACUGAUUAAAGGAUAAGUUACUUUUUGAGACAGUGCAGAAAUCAAAAAAAUUAAGAAAUGUUAUCAAGGCCAGACUCUGACAGAACUUAAUAAAUUUGGGAAUUAAUUAGGCUUAUAUAAAUUAAAAAUGAAAAGGGUGGUUUAUUUCUCAAACCCGUUGAGUGUUUUCCUUUUCUUGGUAUUAAUGGAAUUCUCGUAAAGAAAAAUUUGCAGACGUGCUAGUUAAUAAAGUGUAUAUAUCCUUCUACUACCCUUAGCAAAUGACAAUUAGAUGUAGUUAUAUAAUUAUUAAAAAAAUUAAGCUCUGUUACAAAUAAAGACAAAAUCUGGCAA
Molecule: messenger RNA, 2828 nt
Organism: Propithecus coquereli (Coquerel's sifaka)
Lineage: Eukaryota; Metazoa; Chordata; Mammalia; Primates; Indriidae
Gene: CHORDC1
Product: cysteine and histidine-rich domain (CHORD) containing 1
Exons: 11
Coding region: 396-1391 (331 amino acids)
Biological process (GO): centrosome duplication
Molecular function (GO): zinc ion binding
Source: RefSeq, a predicted model, not a curated record